CGAUAAUGCUGCUGACGAUAUGAUUGCUAGAUCUAAUUGCCAUUACAUAGAAAGUAUAGAUGUUAGUGACGAAGAGGACAUAAAUGAGGAGGAGGAUAUAAAUGAGUUGGAGGAUAUAAAUGAAAAGGAGAUUAAUGAAGAGGAUGAAGGGGGUAUUAACGAAGAGGAUGAAGUGGAUAUUAACGAAGAGGAUGAAAUGGAUAUUAAUGAAGAGGAUGAAGGUGAUAUUAACGAAGAGGAUGAAGGGGAUAUUAAUGAAGAGGAGAAUGAGGAUAUUAAUGGAGAGACAUCUAAA
Messenger RNA from Racocetra fulgida, 295 nucleotides. Lineage: Eukaryota; Fungi; Glomeromycota; Glomeromycetes; Diversisporales; Gigasporaceae. The record is from the annotation of a GenBank genome assembly.